Messenger RNA from Cydia fagiglandana, 663 nucleotides. RefSeq names its product ejaculatory bulb-specific protein 3-like. The record is from RefSeq and is a predicted model, not a curated record. NCBI's taxonomy places the organism in Eukaryota, Metazoa, Arthropoda, Insecta, Lepidoptera, Tortricidae. The transcript has 4 exons. The coding region runs from base 132 to 581 and encodes 149 amino acids.
UUCCAAUUUAAGUAUUUACACUAGUUAUAUAAAGGACGAUCGUCGACCGGAGAACAGAACAAAGAACAUUUUAUCUUAGUGCAGUGCUUUCAUUCAAAACGAGUUGAAAUUUCUUAAAAAGGCGCUUCACAAUGAAAAGACUCGGCUUCCUUGUGUUCCUCACUCUCCUGGUCUGCCAAAGCCAAGCCGAGGAUGAAACGUACACAACCAAGUACGAUGGCAUCGAUCUAGACGAGAUCCUGGCCUCCAGCCGGCUGCUUACCGGCUAUGUCAACUGUUUACUAGACCUGAGGCCGUGCACGCCUGAUGGAAAGGAGUUAAAAAAGAACCUUCCAGACGCUAUUUCUAACGACUGCAUCAAAUGCACCGCGCGGCAGAAGCAGGGCGCCGACAAGGUGAUGCACUACAUCAUCGACAACCGGCCUGACGACUGGGACAAGCUCGAGAAGAAAUACAACUCCGAUGGAUCCUACAAGAAAAAAUACCUAGACAGUAAAACAACCGAAGAUGUAAAACAAGCAGAAGGCGAAACUACCCAGGAAUUAAAAACCGAAACGAUCGAAGAAAAGCAAGAAAAGUGAGGAAAAUAAUCACGAAAAUAUGGCUUUGAAAACCGGACACACAGAUUAGAAAGUCGCUAAUAAAAAGGGUUUCUUAUAAAGA